Molecule: messenger RNA, 914 nt
Organism: Closterium sp. NIES-67
Lineage: Eukaryota; Viridiplantae; Streptophyta; Zygnematophyceae; Desmidiales; Closteriaceae
Source: the annotation of a GenBank genome assembly
UGCCCUUUUUCAGUCAGUCUAGUUGUCGUCCAUCCCUGUGUGUUAGAAUGAGGUGCACCAGCUCCCCUCGCCAAACCUUGAGCCUCUUCUCCGCAUGUCGCAAGAUACUAAGCUCCAGUUGAACUAGUCGUAGUUAUUCUUUCAAGCGCUUAUUCCAGCUGAACCGACGGCGCUAGGAUGAGUUGGAAGUGGUCGCAGGAGCCGAGCCCGCGAGGCCAGGCCGAGCCGGUCGAGCAGCAGCGGCUGCAAUGGGUGCUCGAGGUGACUCCGCAGCUCGACGUCAGUCGCAGCACUCUCGCCGUCGCCCUCGCCGACGCGGAGAGCUUAAGAAAGUCGCCCGGGUCGUCGCAGGGGUCGUCGCACGGCGGGUCGUCGGAAGUCGCAGGAGCAGACACGGAGCUUCCCGUGUUUAUUCUAGUCGCCGUCAUGCACGACACGACUGCACCUCCAUCCCCCAUGGUGCGUCACUCCAUGACGAUGGACGAGGCAGUGAGGCUAGCGGAAGCAGAGGAGGCCGUCAUUCGCAAGAUGCUGCAGCCGCUGCAGGCCCUGGCGCACAGCAGGCAGGUAAGGGCAGUGAUGCAUCUGGAGCGCAGCAGCGACCACGAGAAGUCCCUCUGCGAUGCCGUCAAGCGCUUCUCCGCGUCCCGAGUCUACAUCGGGGAAAUUCCUGUGGUCCAAGGCUCUGAACAACGCACCAACAGCCUACUACGAGACCAACUUGCCGGACGGGUGCCUGCUUGUGAUCUCCCAGGGGUCCCGGAAGCUGGCAGAGAUAGGCGUGCAUCCCAAGGCCCCCCUUCGGAGUCGCACGCUCAGCCGCUCCAAGCGCUCCCAGGCAGGGAUUGACGGUCCCCCCACCCCUACAAGCACCGCAGGUUCUGCUGCUACUGGUGCUACUGCCAUGGGUGGUG